Molecule: messenger RNA, 1751 nt
Organism: Eucalyptus grandis
Lineage: Eukaryota; Viridiplantae; Streptophyta; Magnoliopsida; Myrtales; Myrtaceae
Product: pectinesterase-like
Exons: 2
Coding region: 1-1614 (537 amino acids)
Biological process (GO): cell wall modification
Molecular function (GO): pectinesterase inhibitor activity; pectinesterase activity
Source: RefSeq, a predicted model, not a curated record
AUGUGCUUCUCACUGAUUCUGUUCUUGAUCACCCUUCAUCUCUCAAGCUCAGUUGUUUCAGGAUAUCCCCUAACAAAGAGACCUUCACCCUCACAUUUCUCCGUGUUCCCUAGAGCUUCGACUCUGGCCACUAGAUCGGCCUCCAAGGCUGAGCUUUUCGAGGGCUCCGUCAAGCUUGCCUUGGCUCAUGUCGAGUCGGCACGGGCCAUGGCCCAAAACCUUACCCUUUCACACCACAAGGUGCCGGCGAAGUCGCCUCCGAGCAGCAUUGCCGACUGUUUGGAGCUCUUCGAUGACACCAUAGACCUGCUUGCCAACGUUGUCUCGUGUGGGGGUGGAACCGCCAAAGGCUGCCAGCCCGACGACGUCGAGACAUGGCUCAGCGCCUCCCUCACGAAUCAAGAGACCUGUCUUGACAGCCUCCAAGACAUUAACAAAGUUCGAGAGAGCCGCGUUGACAUGAUGAGAACGAUCUCGCAAAACAUAAGCCACUCGCUCAACCACACCCUUGCGCUCUACGCCUCGACUAGGCCAACAAAGGAAGCAAGUCGGCAACGACGUCGGGCUUUGCUGUCCGACACAUUCCCUCACUGGGUCUCCGGCACGGAGAGAAAGCUUCUUGAAGCUGCGGUCGAGGAAAUUAAAGCGAGCGCCGUCGUGUCGAAGGACGGGACCGGCACGCACAUGACCAUUGGAGAAGCGCUUCUCUUUGUGCAAGCCUCAAAAGCGAAAGAGGGCGGCGGCAGCAAGGGCAGGACCGUAAUUUACGUGAAGUCCGGGACCUAUAAGGAGAAUCUGAAGAUUCCUUCCAAGCAAAAGAACGUUAUGUUAGUCGGCGACGGGAAGGGAAAGACGGUCAUCGUCAGCGAUCGGAACGCCAAGGAUGGAUGGACCACUUUCCAGUCUGCCACCGUAGCUGCCAUGGGCGAAGGAUUCAUGUCGCGCGACAUCACGUUCGAGAACAAUGCCGGGCCUGACAAGCACCAAGCCGUCGCCCUUCGAAUUGGGUCGGACAGAUCGGUUGUGUACCGGUGUUCCAUCCUCGGCUACCAAGACACCCUCUACACGCACUCGAAGCGCCAAUUCUACCGAGAAACCGACAUCUAUGGAACUGUGGACUUCAUCUUCGGCAACUCGGUGGUUGUCUUUCAGAAGUGCAACAUCUACGCGCGGAAGCCCCUGUCGGGUCAGCACAACUUCGUGACCGCACAGGGCCGGACAAGCCCAUACCAGAACACGGGCAUCUCGAUACACGACUGCAAGAUCGGGGCUGCUUCAGAUUCGGUCCCGCUGGAGUCCAAGCCCACGACCUUCCUCGGGAGGCCAUGGAAACAGUACUCUCGGACCGUCGUGAUGCAGUCUCUCUUGGACGGCUCGAUCCAUCCUCUGGGAUGGUCUCCGUGGUCCGGUGAUUUCGCCCUGAAGACGCUUUUCUAUGGCGAGUAUCAAAACUCGGGACCUGGCGCGCCCAUCGCCGGAAGAGUCCAGUGGGCUUCAUACCAUGGCUCUCUCACAUCAGCACAGGCUCAGUCAUUCACGGUUGCACAGUUCAUUUCAGGGAAUUUGUGGUUGCCAUCGACUGGCGUAUCUUUUGAUUCUGGGUUGAUUGGAUGAAUGUUCAUCCUUUUCUGGGGUUUGUACUGUUGAUAUGCGCAAGAAAAAGUUCGGUGUUUAGGAUUGGCAAAACCUUAGUUUGGAUGUUUUCAUGUUGCAUUUUCAUUGCUAUUAUUGAUGUGAUGUCUUUCUGAGAA